Drechmeria coniospora is the source of this 411-nucleotide messenger RNA. RefSeq lists its product as uncharacterized. The record is from RefSeq and is a predicted model, not a curated record. NCBI's taxonomy places the organism in Eukaryota, Fungi, Ascomycota, Sordariomycetes, Hypocreales, Ophiocordycipitaceae. The coding region runs from base 1 to 411 and encodes 136 amino acids. The transcript has a single exon.
AUGGUCACUACCGUCAGUGUCCUAUGCAUCUCUCAGAACUUGGCUGGCGAGAUUCGACAUUGCGAGUACCUGUCGACCUUACCUCCUGGAAGGCAUCCUAUGACCUGCCGUCGGCCACGGGACAAGGACGACAUCUGCAUGGCUUUCGUAACCUCGCGUGCCAUGGUGAGGGACGACUCGAAGAUUGAACGCGUUCCGGAGGACACCGAGAAUACCUCGCAGCAUGCCACUCUCCAUACGGGGGGGAUGGUCGCAGGCAGUCCAAGGCCAUUUGCUUCGUAUCUUCGGGACCUGCCUGUCACUGCAAGGACGUUUUGCUCUCGACACGCAAGACUCGGCGACGACGCCGACCUUGCUUCGCCGUCAUCUAAUGUCCAGCUGGUGACGGAAGGAGCUGAGGUAAAUGACUAA